Chlorella variabilis is the source of this 599-nucleotide messenger RNA. RefSeq lists its product as hypothetical. The transcript has 5 exons. Gene Ontology annotation, cellular component: RNA polymerase I complex; RNA polymerase III complex; RNA polymerase II, core complex. Gene Ontology annotation, molecular function: DNA-directed RNA polymerase activity. NCBI's taxonomy places the organism in Eukaryota, Viridiplantae, Chlorophyta, Trebouxiophyceae, Chlorellales, Chlorellaceae. The record is from RefSeq and is a predicted model, not a curated record. Bases 1 to 450 code for a protein of 149 amino acids. Gene Ontology annotation, biological process: DNA-templated transcription.
AUGUCCAAAUCACAAGUACUAGAAGAUAUAUUCGAGGUGCAGGAAAAGGACCCCGAUGGCAAGAAGUUUGACAAGGUGAGCCGCAUCAAGGCGCGGUCUGACCUGUACGAGAUGGACCUGGUGCUGGACAUCAACGUGGACGUGUUCCCGGUGGAGGUGGGAGACAAGCUGGUGAUCUGCCUGGCCAACACGCUCAACCUGGACGGCACGCCCUCCAGCGCUACCUUUGACGCGUCGUUUGUGAGCGGCAAGCGCACCCUGAUGGACAACUUCGACUACGUCAUGCACGGCAAGGUGUUCAAGUUUAAGGACAACUCGUCCAGCGGGCAGCUCAAGGCAGACGUGUACGUGAGCUACGGCGGGCUGCUGAUGCAGCUGACGGGCGACCCCAAGCGGCUAGAGGACCUGGAUGUGGACCAGAACAUCUACCUGCUGGUGCGCAAGGUGUAGGCAUAGGCGGGGAGCCUGGGAGGAGGCCAGGCUGGCCUCCCCGCGGCGCCCGGCGGGCACGCCUGGAGCUGCUGCAGCCCUGCCACCGCCGCCUGGCGUGUAUUUACAUGGCCACAAGUUUUGCUCGCUUGCAACACAUUUGGUUACUC